Galendromus occidentalis (western predatory mite) is the source of this 661-nucleotide messenger RNA. RefSeq lists its product as uncharacterized. The transcript is spliced from 5 exons. The record is from RefSeq and is a predicted model, not a curated record. The coding region runs from base 1 to 576 and encodes 191 amino acids. NCBI's taxonomy places the organism in Eukaryota, Metazoa, Arthropoda, Arachnida, Mesostigmata, Phytoseiidae.
AUGAAGUCAUUCGCUUCUUUCGCCGUCGUUACGGCGAUCCUAAUUUCGACCUCGAUUGCUGAUGAUGAUGACGCAAACGCAAAUCAAGCAGAGAAUUACGGAUCGAGACUUUGCGCGAACAUGAACCAAGAAUCCUCGCGACCAGAACUCAUCGAAAUGAAAGGGAACCGCACGACCUGCGUCCUCGCCUUUACAGAAGAAGUCCAGUAUACGACUGCCGUCGGCACUGUUCUACCCGAAGAGAUUAUUUUCGAGGUCGGAGAGAUUGGUGAAUUCGAUCUGAAGCUCAUCGAUGAGUGUCCGACAGACCCUUACUGCUACCGAGUGAAAAACUCACCAGGAGGGAUGUUCAAUGGGAAUUACAUCUACACCGCGGCCGCUAACAGCACAUCUGAACCAGAUUACAUUGUCGUAUACGAUUGCAGAAAUGGCGAGAGGCGCACGCAGAAAGCAGAGUUCUACCGCGCCUCCCAAGAGAUCGUCGACGAGUUGGAGUCGGUCUUUGGCCUCCAAGUUUCGCUGGAUGAGCUUGAGGAUUGUGUGCGGAAAGCCGAGGAGGCGGCUGAGGAUCGUUGAGUGAUUGUUCAAUGAUUACAACGGAAAGGUAGCUUUAAUAUUCAAGCCGCUCGAAAUAAACGGUCAUUCGUGAGCCUUUCGCUAA